Anolis sagrei ordinatus is the source of this 3575-nucleotide messenger RNA. It is a transcript of the gene ASTE1, whose product is annotated as asteroid homolog 1. The record is from RefSeq and is a predicted model, not a curated record. NCBI's taxonomy places the organism in Eukaryota, Metazoa, Chordata, Lepidosauria, Squamata, Anolidae.
GCGUGUGACGUCAUCGAUAACGUGGCUACGCCCCGCCCCCUCCCGUGAUGUAUAAAAUGCGGGGCAGUUGAGUGACGGGCGCGCUGUGGACUCUCACAGGGACCUUUUGUUCAGCAGUAUGGGCAUCCAAGGGUUUAUGAGCUAUGUAGGGGAACACAGGGAAUUCUUCAUUGACUUGCAGUUAAGGAACACAGAUGUAGUAAUUGAUGGAAAUAACCUCUACCAUCGCCUUUACUUUGACUCAAAUCUCGAUGUCCGACACGGUGGGGAUUACGAUUCUUUCACAAAUGUUGUACAUCAGUUUUUUGAAGCUCUGACAAUGUGUAACAUACGGCCUUAUGUUGUGCUAGAUGGAGGGUGUGAUGCAUCUGACAAAAAGCUUACAACAUUAAAAGAAAGAGCUCGGGAGAAGAUCCAGGCAGCCCAUUCUCUCUCCUGCGGUGGCGGUGGGAGCGUAUUGCCUUUGCUCAUCAGAGAAGCCUUCAAACAGAUCUUGGCUCAAAUACAAGUUCCUUUUGUCCAGUCUUUUUCAGAAGCAGACAGAGACAUUGUGUCAUUAGCCAAUCACUUGAAUUGCCCGGUGUUAACAUUAGAUAGUGACUUCUGCAUAUUUGACCUAAAAGCAGGCUAUUGUCCUCUGAAUUACUUUCAGUGGAAAACCCUUUGCCGUGGCAAAGGCUUGCAAGACUGCUCCAUCCCAGCGAGGUGCUUCUCAUUAGAAAGAUUUUGUAACCAUUUCAGCAACAUGAAUAAAACUCUCCUGCCUCUUUUUGCGGUGGUGAAUGGCAAUGAUUACAUUAAUCUGCCAGCUAUAGAAAUGUUUUUUAGCAAGGUACAUCUUCCUGUCGGAAGCUCCCGGCAGAAAGGAAGAAAGCACCUCCGCAUUCAUGGGCUGCUGAAUUGGCUGUCUCGUUUUGCUGAUCCUUCUGAGGCAAUGGAAAAUAUACUGAAGUAUCUGAAAAAACACGAAGCCGAGGAAACAAGGCAACUUCUUUCCGCUUUCAUGGAAGAUUAUCAACCCUCUGAUGUUAACCUCAAAGAUUUUUUUCAGGAUGGAGUUUAUGAAUCUGAGGAAGUGAAAAAAUUAGAACUACCUCAUUGGAUUUGUACUGCUUUUGCUAAAGGAGUUUUGUCACCAUUCAUUUGUGAUGCCCUGGUGUUGAAAAGAACAAUGCUUCAUGUUCAGGUGGAAAAUAUGCAAAGGCCUAGCGCUCAUGCUGUAGCUCUGCCAAUUCGACAGGUUAUUUAUGGAUUACUUUGGAAUGCUUCACAGGGGUCGCCCAGUUCAUCCCCAAGCAAAGAGCCCACUUCAUCCACCCCUGUUUUCCAUGAAUUUGACAGGAUUCAAAAGGCAUUGAAGAAAUCAUUUGUUUCAGCAGCAGUAUUGUCUGGAAAAUUUGGGAGUGACCAGUAUUCCCUGACUACAUUAAAUCAGAUUCCCUUAUCAGACCGCCAACUCUUUUUGCUAGAGACAUUAGGAGUGACAGAUAGCAUCCUUGAAACAGUUCCUUGUCACCUGCACCUUCCUGUAGCUGUAACCUGUUACUGGAUACAACAUGCUGAACCCAAAGUGAAGUUACAGCACAUGAAGGCUUUACUUCUUGGAGUAGUAUUUGGUGAAUUGGACAAGACAGUACAUCGCUCAGAUCCCGAGGUUCCACACAUUGAAGUCAAUAAAAUUGUUUAUGACCAGUUAUUGAAACGGAAAGAAAAGAAAUAUCAAAAGGAACCAUUGGAGUUAGAUGCUGCACACAUUUUUUGCCAGUGGCAGUGCUGUCUUCAAAUGGGAUUGUAUCUCAAUCAGCUGCUUUGUUGUCCUCUUUCUGAGCCAGAUCUUACACGGCUUUACAGUGGGACUCUGGUGCACAAACUGUAUCAUGAAUUAAAAUUAGUAUCCACACCAGAGGAUUUGCUCAGUGCAUCUCCAAGAAUGCACCAACUUUAUUGCAAUUUGGUACGUAUAAUAAAAGAUGCAACACCAUCAGGCUUCUUCCAGAAAAAGAAGUCCAAAGACCAUAAAAGAAAGAACAAGCAUUGCAACGGCAAACUGCUAGAUAAAAAAGAAAAUACUGCUCUGGACAAUUUGCCUUCAUGCAGUAGUAGCAAUAGAUUUGCAACAUUGAUGGUGGAGAACUAAAGGUACACGAUGAAACCACCAAUCCUCAGGUAUACCUGCCCUUGCAGGUGAAAUUUCAUCUGUACUCUUCCUGAAACUUGGCAAUAAUCAAAAGAUAAUACCAGAAGUGUACAAUGUUAACAUUAUAUAAUUUAUUCCCAAAUAAUGGAGAAGAAGCAGAAUUUGCUUAUUAAAGGGCUAAGUUCCUCACUAUGGGACACAUUGCUUUAUGAAUAUUGAGUAUUUAUAAGAUACAUUCUUAAUGCUCAGUUUUUCUUAUUAGAAGGCACUAAAUAUGUCUUGUGAGCCAUCUGAAGAAAUCCCUAUAUGGGGAUAUCAGAACCUGCACCAGCAAUCAUCAAAAUGAAAGGACCACAACUUUAUCAUGCCAAUAAGAAAUAUCGAUGAGAAGGCAAUUCACAUUCUCCAAAUAGGAAAAACGCCUCUCUUCAUGCAACUGGAAAUCAUGUACCACCUUUCGGAUGGAAAAAUGUAGGCCCCUUCAAACAACCUCAGAUCAAAAAAGCAUUAGGUUCUUGUAGGUUUUUCGGGCUAUAUGUCCAUGUUCUAGAAGUUGUUCUCCUGACGUUUCGCCUGCAUCUGCAUGAGGUCUGACCUCACAACCUCUGAGGAUGCUUGCCAUAGAUAAAGGCGAAACAUCUGGAGAAAAUGCUUCCAGAACAUGGCCAUAUAGCCCGAAAAACCUGCAAGAAUCCAGUGAUUCCAGCCAUGAAAGCCUUCGACAAUACAAAAAAGCAUUGUACAUGAGUAGAAAGCACAGUCCUGUAUAUGCACAUCUGAGGAAGACUGUGUGUUUCUUUUUGGGAAUGAUCAUGCUUUUAAAUCACUGAAGAGCCCUCCACUCAUAGGGCAGGGUUUUUUUAGGGUGAUGAGGGAAAUUUAGAGCAAAAAAAAGCAGAGAAAGAAAUCCUGCUAUGAACAUAGAGAACGAUUUUGUUCUUUUGUAUCAAGCAAGAAGAAAUUGCAAGAUAAUAUCUAAUAUUUAAAUCAAUGAUUCAAUGUUGAUGUUCACAUCUCCUCCCAUCAUAAGUUCCUCUAUUAGCAAAACAUACACAAAAAGUAUCAGGGAAGCCCUUUCAGAUAGAUAAUCCAUUUAAAAAGAGUUCUGUUAGCUCUAUUUCAAAGGCUUAUUACAAAGGAAGGAAGAAAACCUAGUCUGAUACUUUUACACUGUAAGAUCAACCACUUGUGGAAGAAUUCUGAUGUUAUGUUGUGGCUUGUCUGGAAUUCAUACUGUUGACAAUCAAGAUAUUGUUGGGUGGGUGGGCCUUAUGGGUUAGAAGCAGGAGGUUGUUAAUAUAAGUAAGCAGUUUUAACUGCUGUAAAUUUUAUCCAACGAUGUGUCUAUAAUCAGUCGGCUGUUGUUAACCUUAUUACUUUGUACACCUAUGGAGAAAAAAGGGUCUUUGGACCAUAAUAAAAUCGUUGUUGUUGAAAA